AUGUCCGGCAAGUCAUUUAAAGAUCGACUAAUUGAGGCCGGAUCGACGCGAGCGAGCGAGGAUAACUCGAUCAUGGCCGAUAAUUACGAUCCAUUGGUGGAUAUUUAUGAGCUGUUUCCAACACCGGCAAGCCUGGCUCAGCUGGACACCUUGCUAGCAUACGUCAAUGCGUAUAAACUGCAAAUUGAUUCAGACAUCCAGACGCGUCAGUCGCAGUAUAAUGAGGCUCUCCUGAAUGCCACUGACGGGAAGGAUGCUCUGGGCGCGGUGGACGAUGAAUUGGAAAAAUUGAUUGCAGACGUCAAGGAUACAAAAAUAUCCGCAGAAGCCACCGGAAGCACUAUCAAUAGAAUGACCGCAAGUAUCAAGUCAUUGGAUAACGCAAAGAAGAACCUGACACUCACCAUGACCAUAAUGAAACGACUACAGAUGCUAGUGACCGCAUACGAAAACCUGGAAUCUUUCUUGAGCGAUACCACAAACCCCGUGAAAGACUAUCUACAAAUCAAACAGCUUUUCAGUGUGGUAGUGGAGCUGAUGAACCACUUCCAGUCAUAUAAGAGCAUUGACGAAAUCAACACGCUUAACAAGAAGAUCAGCUCUUUGAAAAACAGAAUUAUAGACGAGAUCUUUGCUGAUUUUGAGCGCGAAAUAAUGGAGGAGCUACACAAUCCCGAGUUGGUGAGUGCCUGUGAGCUACUAGAGCUUUUGGGCCGUCCAUAUCGCGAUAAACUGACCACUUGGUAUACUGUCACAACACUCAAGGAGCUUACUAGUAUCUUCAAAGCUACGGAGGAAGCAGGCUCAUUGGACAAUCUCAAAAGAAGAUACAUGUUUUUCAGACAGAUUCUCGCCAAUUUCGAGAAAAACCAUGCGAACGCUUUCCCAGAAAACUGGAAGAUGUCUCAGGAACUAACGAGUCACUUCUGUAAAAUCACGCGCAAAGAUUUGAGUGAGUCGACGGCAAAAGAAACUCGUCUCACUGGCAGCAAGGUCGAUGUGAAUUUGCUGCUGAACGCGCUAGGAGAAACGCUUGAAUUCGAAUCUUUCAUUAGCAAGAAAUUCAAACAAAGCUUUGAGGGGUCCAUCUCCGACGUAUUUGAGCCUUAUCUCAAUAUAUGGAUAGAACACCAGAGAACUGUGAUCAACAACAAAUUUAUCGAAUUCAUGAACCCAGAAUCAAUGCUCAAGAAAUCGGGAGUGGAGACUGGGGGUGCGAAUGUUAACGUGUUGGAAUCCGCUGCUGAUCUGUUUAGGCUCUACAGGCAGAUUCUUGCACAGCUUUCUAAGCUCUCUCAGGGCGAGUCGUUGGUGAAGCUGUCUGCGGUGUUCUCCGAGUACUUGCUAAAAUACCGACAAACUGUUCUGGAGCCGCUGGUUCCUGACCCUAAGCGGUUAUCAUCAGGAUCAGAGACUGAACAGGCGGAAGGCACGGCUAUUUUAUGUCUGGUAUUGAACACUGCAGACUAUUGUUCGAUCACCGUUUCACAGUUGGAAGAGAAGCUUGCAAUGCUAGUAAAUCCGCCAACGCUUGCUCAGAGAAUGGAUUUCGAGAAAGCAAGAAACAGUUACCUCAAUUUGAUCAAUAACUGUAUCAAUCUACUGUUCGUGAAAAUGGAAAACGAUCUUCACCAUUCGUGGCGUGAAAUGCUGAACUAUAAUUGGAAGACCAUCUCAGAGGUCUCUGGGGAAUCGCGUUUCAUGGGUUCCGUAAAGCGAGUGAUCAAAGAGAACUGUUCCUUAAUAUUCCCCAACUUCAACAGAGUCUUGUACAUCCGCAACUACCUGGAUAAAUUAGUGGAACUUGUUCUGAGCGAGCUAUGGCUGAAUAUUGUGAAACUACGGCCAAUCACAGAGAUCAUGGCUGAGCAGUUUGUGUUUGAUCUCCACUCACUGAAAUCUUUUCUGCUCGACCUGCCUAGCUUAUCUCCUGAACCGGUCAAGAUCACGUCCUCAAGCAGCUUUUCAAAGAACAUCAACACCAAAGUGUCCGACAUCAAUACCAUUCUAAAGAUUCUAAUGGUUUCAACAUCUCCUAUGAGCGACUUCAUGUCCAGCUAUUUCACAAUUGUGGCUGACUCGAAUUUCAAGAACUUUGUUAAGAUACUCAAGUUGAAAGGCCUGUUGACCAACGACGCAACGUAUGAGAAGGACAAGCACAGAUACCACGACCAGUUUAGGAGCCAGCUUCGACAGUAUGAAACAACGGAAGAAACGCUGCCCGAUAGCAACAUCUUCCUCGAGGGACUGAAGCUCGAGGAUAUUCCUGAGGGAAUGGCCUCAUCCCCAAACAUGGCCCUAACUGGGUUUCUCAACAACCCAAACUCGAAUUUCAGAAUCGACAAACAGUCGCUUCUCAACACUCGCGAUCACUUUGAGAAAAACAUUGCCAAGACAUUCAGCAUAAACGACAACAAGAUAGACAUUGGCGAGAACCUCAAGAGUUUUGGCAAACUCUUCAAGAAGAACUGA
This is a messenger RNA of Ogataea haglerorum, 2472 nucleotides long. RefSeq lists its product as uncharacterized. NCBI's taxonomy places the organism in Eukaryota, Fungi, Ascomycota, Pichiomycetes, Pichiales, Pichiaceae. The transcript has a single exon. Gene Ontology annotation, biological process: retrograde transport, endosome to Golgi. Gene Ontology annotation, cellular component: GARP complex. The record is from RefSeq and is a predicted model, not a curated record. Bases 1 to 2472 code for a protein of 823 amino acids.